Messenger RNA from Phyllotreta striolata, 1787 nucleotides. Lineage: Eukaryota; Metazoa; Arthropoda; Insecta; Coleoptera; Chrysomelidae. The record is from the annotation of a GenBank genome assembly.
UUAAUGUGUUAAUUAAAAUGAAUUCUAUAAUUGUGCCUUAAUAUUGAUAUAAGGUUAUUUUAAAUAAACAAUUCAUUUAUUAAACAAAGCGAAUUCUGAUAAAACAAUAAAAUUAUUAGUUUAAAUAAUUGUUAGUUGAAGGUAUAAUUUAGUUUGCGAGUAAUUUUUCUUCGUAAUAUGAGCCCAAAUUGCGCAUGUGUUCGUAACUUCUUUCAUCCAAUAUCCUCUUUCGGCAUCUCGGCGCGAUUUCACUUCAAAAUUUGAGUCAAACUGCGAGUUUUCGCGAAGAGCAACUUUCCUUUGAACUGAAUAUGCAGCCAGUGUUUGCUCAAAAAUGGUACUUUUGUUAUUGAUUCUUCUUUUUGGCUUCGCCUCAACUUUGGAAAUUCAAAAAGUUGUCAUAGUCGUUAUCAGUCAAGAUAACAAGUAUAAUUUAGGUCUGGCGCAAAAUUUGACCAGGGAAAUUUUUGCGGAAUCUGAAAAAUUAUAUGGGACGAGACCGAUAGUCCACGUUUCCAGCACAGAUUUUCCGAGCAAAGCUGACUGGACGUACUUGCCCUUAUUUUCUGAUUUAGUUAACUCGCACGAAGAUAACGCUUCUUGGGUAUUUUUCAUGCAAGAUUAUACCGCUGUAAGGCUAGCCAAACUUUUGGAGAUUUUCGAAAAAUACGAUCACCAGAAGGAAGUCUGGUUCGGCCACGCUUUGUUCGAUCAAACGCCAACGGUCAUACAUCAUUUUGCUUUUCACGAAAAUCCCACGAUUUUUAAAUAUCCCAACGUAGCCUCCGGAUUCGCCAUUAGUUUUCCUCUACUCAAACGGCUAUCGUACAAAUGGGAGGAAUUUCAUAAAACACAAACAUCCAAUUUUCACAUUGAUAGCGGUCACGAGCUCGCCCUGUUCGUGUGGAAAGAUGCCAAUGGGCCCGUGCUCGAGCACGAGCCUGCAUUAUGUAGCACAUUCGAAGAACCGGAGCGAUGCGGCUCGCAUCCCAGCCAGUUUCAUAACUGUGAUAAUUUGGUGCCAAGAAAUAGCAUUUAUUUUGCUGUUAAAACUUGUUCAAAAUUCCACAAAGAUAGAGUUCCUAUUGUUAAAAAGACUUGGGGUGGUCACGUUACGACUAUAAAAUAUUUUAGCGAUGCAGAAGAUAAGUCUAUUCCUACGGUGAAUUUGGGAAUUCCAAACACCGAACACGGGCAUUGCGCAAAAACAUUAGCCAUAAUAAAAUAUAUCGCUAGCGAAAUCAAGUCGAGUAGUUACAUAAAAUGGAUCGUUAUCGCCGAUGAUGAUACUAUCUUAGGAGUAACAAAUCUCCAGCGGCUUUUAUCCUGCUACGAUCACGGGGAUGCAAUAUGCUUGGGGGAAAGGUACGGGUUCGAAUUGAACGGUCCACGGGGAUAUAAUUACAUCACAGGAGGAGCCGGGAUGGUGUUCAGCAGGCCCCUUUUGGCGAAAAUCGCGGAGAGUUGCGUGUGCCCGUCGCUGACGACUCCCGAUGACAUGUACUUGGGAAUAUGCGUGGCUAAAUUGGGGCUGGAGGUCACCCAUGCGCCUGGAUUCCAUCAAGCCCGACCGGUCGAUUACAGCCCGGAAUACUUGAAAUCCCACGAAGCUGUAUCCUUUCACAAGCACUACAUGGUGGAUCCGGUGGACAUUUACAAACAGUGGUUCGAAACCGAAGAUACUUUGGCUAAUCGAACAAAGCAACUCCGCGUUGAAUUGUAAUUAUUAAGUUUGCAUAUUAAAUACAUUUAAACCAACCAAGUACUCAGUAAUUAUAGUAUUUUAU